This is a messenger RNA of Colletotrichum godetiae, 1939 nucleotides long. RefSeq lists its product as uncharacterized. Bases 270 to 1694 code for a protein of 474 amino acids. Lineage: Eukaryota; Fungi; Ascomycota; Sordariomycetes; Glomerellales; Glomerellaceae. The transcript has a single exon. The record is from RefSeq and is a predicted model, not a curated record.
CCAGCAUCCCAGUCUCAACUGUGCAGACUGUUCCCAUCGGCGUCGGCAACCAGACUGUUGCAGCCACGAAGAGGAACGUCAACAACCUGGCCGUUCGCGGCGACUGCAGUGCCCUUCCCGCUGGCAGCGGUCCGGUCCCCACCACCGACACGGAUUCGGCUUUCCUCGCCGACACGGACCUGUCCAACGCCGCCUUGGCGGCCGUUACCCCGGUCGGAUGGUACCAGACCUUCCAGAACCUCCAGUCUGCGACCUCCGCCUCGGCUUACAUGGGAUACAAGACCUAUGCCACUUACAGUCCUGCGCUGUGCGCAGCUGAUUGCAAACAAAUGACCGGAUGCGCGGCUUUCAACAUCUUCUUCGAGAGAGAUCCCAGCCAAGAUCCCGGCACGGCUUGCCCCAACCCCUCAAGCACUACUGUCAUCAAGUGCAGCUUCUGGGGUGUUGGCAUCGGCCCGUCCACUGCUACCAACAGCGGUGAAUACAGAAACAGCUUCCACGUUGUCAUUGCAGGCUCGAACGGAUACCAGCUUGCAGCACCCGACUACCCCGCCACUGGCUACAACUCGACUUUCACUGAUGCGGCCACCAUCAACGCUCCCAACGACUGCAACAGCUAUAUCACUUACAGGGCUCACACCGACGGAGCGUACGACCCUUCUCUUUGCGCUGCCGACUGCGCCUCUCAGAGGCAGGAGACCAACCCUUUCAACGGCCUAUACUGCCACUUCUUCACCAGCUACUCGCUUGUCAAGAACGGUGUCGUCCAGGCACAGAUCUGUGCACUGUACUCGCGCACUUGGGACAAGAGUUAUGCCGUCAACACGGGAUACACCUCCGGCUCUGAUGUUUACACGAUCCAAUACGCAUACUCGUACUCCUACACUGCUGAUAUGGGCACAUGGACCUGCCCUCAAGGCAACGCCGCCGUCGCUUCUACGACAUCGACUACUUCGUCCACGUCUCAGAUUGUCACUCCUUCCACUCUUUCCACGUCUACCACCUCGCGCGCUGCCACCUCUUCAGCCCUGACUACCUCCAGCAGCUCAUCUGCCUCCACGAUCAAGACUUCCACCUCUUCCUCUACCGCUGCCACAAUAACCAGCAGCACAGCGGUCUCUAAGGGGCCCAUCACCGCCUGCCCCAGCCCAUUGAGCUAUGUCGUUGGCUCUGCUGGUGGCCUGUACGCUGUCUGCGCCAACACCGACUUCAUGAUCCCCAGCCCUCAGAUCUACUACGGCUACAAGUCCAACGUUGAUUGUGCAACUGCUUGUGAGGCACAAUCUGGCUGCACCAAGGCCGUCUACAACCCCACCACUCAGAUCUGCUACCUGAAGGGCAGCCCCAGCGUCGCCGCCUCCAACUGGAACGUCAACGCGCCCUUCCAGACCCUAGUCAAGGUCGCUGACGGCACUGCUCUCACCAAGUGUCUGGCUCCCACUUACACCGUCAAUUACUUUGGCACCACUUAUCAAGUCUGCCCCAGCAGUGACUUCACCAACAACCCUGCCACGGAUAUCUGGUACUUCAUUCCUAGCGACCUCGCCUGCAUUGCUCUGUGCCGUUUGAGGUCGGGAUGCACCAAGGUUGUGUACAACUUUGUCACCAAGACCUGCUACAACAAGGGCAACCCGUCCCUGGCCAGCACCGGAUGGCACGUCAACACUCAGUUCCGCGCCAUCUACAUCAAUUAAGCAAGCCAAGUUGAUGUGUGGGCUGGUAUCUAUAGAGUUCUGGAUUUGACCUGAUAGACAUUCUUUCUGAUUAAGCGAGACUUAGACCUGGAUUACAAUGGGGUUUGGAGAAAAGGCGUAAACAAAAGGUUUUGGGAAUGCUUCUUAUUUUUCUUUGGUUUUGGUACGACCUUUCUUUCGUGUUCAUCUUCUAGACUCUCUUUCACGGACUUUUACAGACUUACAUAUUUUCACAAAUCAACUUC